Messenger RNA from Eurytemora carolleeae, 571 nucleotides. RefSeq lists its product as uncharacterized. The transcript is spliced from 9 exons. NCBI's taxonomy places the organism in Eukaryota, Metazoa, Arthropoda, Copepoda, Calanoida, Temoridae. Bases 89 to 571 code for a protein of 160 amino acids. The record is from RefSeq and is a predicted model, not a curated record.
CCGGCGUAAAGUGAAAGAGGGUGUGUGUUGAGGAACAACAAGAUAAAAACAUGAAAUAACUUCAGUUGAUGCUAAAACACCGGGCAAGAUGCUGAAAGGAGUUUUUAUCUGUUUUUUAAUGAUACAGCUUGUCUUUCUUACCGAAGGAAAGAUAAAGGAAAUGAAGCAAGGAUCCUGUACUGAGACCUGUUUACAGGAUAUCUACGAUUCGGUCACAUUUAACAGGGAUAAGGUUGGAAAUUUUCUGAGACAGAAGGCUAGACUUGAAAAUUUCCUGAAAGUUCAAUCCAAAAAGCUGGAUAAAAAGGACGAUUAUGCUGUUUUUGCUGAUGAGUUGGCUGCAGGAUUAGGUGGAAACUCGACUAGUUUUAUCUGCGGAGUGAAGAACCAGGGAACCCAGCUCAAUAAUGCUACAGAAACAUAUAAAUUUCUUCAAUCUUGCAGUUCAUCUAUUGUUGCUUCAUGCACUAAGGAUACAACAAUGAUCAGUCCCGAGAUAGAAGCCGAGCUAGCUGCGUGUGAAACUAAAAUGUUAGAAUUCCAAGCUAAAGUUGAAGGUAAAUAUGGAUAG